Kickxella alabastrina is the source of this 198-nucleotide messenger RNA. RefSeq lists its product as uncharacterized. Lineage: Eukaryota; Fungi; Kickxellomycota; Kickxellomycetes; Kickxellales; Kickxellaceae. The record is from RefSeq and is a predicted model, not a curated record. The transcript is spliced from 2 exons. The coding region runs from base 1 to 198 and encodes 65 amino acids.
AUGCUUGCCCGCUUCUUCCAGAUCAACACCCGCAUUGCCUUCACUCCCCUCCGCACGGCGAUUUUCAAGGAGCGCGAGACCGCCUCUGAGAACAAGUACAUCCGCGAAAAGGAGCUGGAGCACCUCAAGACUCUCGAGGCCGAGCUGAAGAGGCUCAAGGAUGAGAACGAAAAGCUCAAGUCUGAGACCAAGAAGUAA